Molecule: messenger RNA, 903 nt
Organism: Mycotypha africana
Lineage: Eukaryota; Fungi; Mucoromycota; Mucoromycetes; Mucorales; Mycotyphaceae
Exons: 5
Coding region: 205-525 (106 amino acids)
Source: RefSeq, a predicted model, not a curated record
AAUACAGAAGGCGCCCAACUGCUCAGUUGCCUUUUAUGGACAAUUUAGCAUCGCUGCUUUGUGUGUGUGUGUGUGUAUGUGUGUCUCUAUGCGUGUGCGUCUGUGUGUGUGUAUGUGUGUGUGUCUGCGUCUGUGUUUGUUCAAUUUCUCUUUUUCCUUUUUUAUUUCACUCACUCUAUUCACUAACAACAACAAAAAAAAGGCAUGGUUUCCAUCAAGACUGUUCUCUUUUCUUCAGCCGCUCUUUUGGCUGCUUACAUGAACGUGGAAGCUGCUGUUGCACCCACAUAUCCUUCUCCUGGUGCUGUUGAAAAAGCCGGUCAACCUAUGGAAAUCACCUGGACUUUUGAUGGAAAGGAUCCUGAUGCAACUUACAAGAUUGAUUUCAUGACUGGUUCUAAUACCCAACAAAAGAAAUUAGCCACUGUUGCCACUGCCGUGAAAGCGAACGCUUUAAAAUAUUCUUGGACUGCUCCUGAGGUCAAUCCUAACGCUGCUAUUUAUUUCUUUAUGUUUACAGGUUAGAAACGCAAUCACAUGAAAUCAUGGAGCACAAACUAAACAUCCCAUCCAUUCCACGAUAGGUUCCAAUGGUGAUACUCAAUGGACGACACGUUUUGGUAUCUCUGAUGCUGAUGGUAAAUUAACCGCUGAACCUGAAACAAAACAACCUGAUGGUGAAGCCAUUCCAUGGGGUAAUGGUGCUCUUGCCUCUGGUGCUGCUGCUGGUUCCAGCAGCGUCAGUGCUUCUAAUGUCCCUGCCACUACUCCCAUCCCUGAUGCUACUCAUGCUGCUACUCAUGCUGGUGCUGCUGCUGCUGCUGCUGCUACUACUACUACUACUACUACUGUUCCUGUCACUACUCCCUCUCCCGUGGCUUCUGAAGUAUCUUCUUCUCCCGU